AUGUCAACUUCUCAAGGCGAUCGGGUUUCCCUGGCGCGUCACAACUACCCCCAGUCGCCCUUUAACCGCGCGCGCGAAGCCAACUACGAAUUCGAUCUGGAUACCUCCAAUUUCCCCACACCUUCCAAACAGAAUGGUUCGCGUUCUCACCACAGUUAUCGAACGAGCACACUAGCUGGGGCAUAUCGGGCUGCAUCGCGUGCAUCCAUGGAGGAAGGCAUACAAUCGGGCUCGUCCCCAAGUCCCCGACAGGCGCGACGACCAUUCGGCGCGUUCUCUCCCAAUUCCGAGACAUCAAACCCACGAGCGGAGACGAUGGACGUGUAUCGAGGGACCGAAGGAUACGAUUACCCACCAAACAACGCACCGCUAGAAGAAUGGGAUGCACCACGGGGCGCUCGUUCUGCAAGUUAUUCUUCCUCUCAUACAAGGAAUCGCGACUACGAGCAUGUCGCUCAUGAUGGACUUGCAAUCUCUGAAGUCAGUUUGUUUAGUGAAAAUGGGCGAUAUUCUCCGCGCCGAAGGACUACGGAUUAUAACAAAGAUGAGCAGCGCCUGAGGCGUGUCACUGGGAAAGACUCGCCAGUGUUUAGCAAAGCUAAGACUGGGCGAGCAGCUCUGACUGCAGAUAAUCUCCAACGACGUGAAGAGGAGGAGGUCGAGAGCCAACAUAUAUCGGAUGGUGACAACGAGCAUGGUCCGUCAUUGAAUUUGCCAACUACUUGGGGAAGCCGUGCAACUCGCCGACAAGAAUGGCUUCGGAACGUCAGUCAACGCAGCGUCUCGGAUGAGUCCAAGGAAAGGGAGGGGGGUCCUCCGAAAGUAUCAGCGGAUCCGUCUGAACCUAGGACAAGGUCAAACGAUACUUUAACUUCUAAACGUCGCUCUUCUCCCCGUUCGCUAGAACGAAAUCGCAUUCCGACCCGAAGUGCCCUCGAGGAGCGCACUGCCAACCCACACAUACAAGAUAUACCCGAACCGAGGGAGGAGCUAAACGAAAGGAAGUUUAGCCCGGAUCACGCCGCGCCCGGUGAAGGCGAUCCUAUCCCGAAUACUCCUAUUGUGGUAUUCAAAAAUUCGAAUUUUACAAAACAAAAUCAGCCAAAGCGAGACUCUCAAAACUUGUUACGUCUAUUGUCGAGAACCGAAAGCCCGAAGCUGGAGCAGACGCAAACCCCCGAGCCACCGAAGCUAUUCGAACGACACGUAUAUGAUAAAACGCCUCGAGUGACAGGUGCAUGGAUUGAUACCCCAAUAACAGCGAAGGUUGCCCAAAUUCCAGAUGAUUUGACAAAGGACAUUGUUGUUCCGUCUGGCGCGCCGAAGGCUGUCGAAGCCCCGAAGCAGCAAAGCAAGUCGCAAACAGAAGUCGGAGCUAAAUCUAAAAACUUGAAUAAAGAGCCAAUUACCAUAACAGAAAAAUCUCCGGAAGAAGAGAAACCAACGAGGCCGUCAAGGUCCUCUGUUUUUCGGCCAAAGCUUCCAAAGAGUGGCUUGGAAACAGUUAUUGAGGAUGUCAACUCUGGAAAGGAGACUCUUGGUUUAGGAGACGAUACUAUCGAAUCUCUUCAGGCGAUUGUAAAUGACCAAAUUGUCUUGAAAACGGAAGAGGAGGAAGAGGCAGCCUAUGAGAAAGAGGUCCUUGCGAAAUUACAACUAGCUCGCUGGAACGGGCAGGGCUCAGUUGAUAUUGAUCAACUAGACGAGAAAAUAACAUCUCUCGCAAACAAGAUCUACGAGAUGAAAAAUGGUCUCGCCAAGCUUGAAGGAAAUAUCUCUCAGAGCGGUUCCGUCACGCCGCAGUCCAGCCCCUCUGCAGAAAAGAAACCUCAACACACCAUCCGCCAACAAACCAGCGAAUCCUGUGAACAGUGUGCAUCACAUCCUCAUGGCCGCGUCUACGCUGCGAUUCCAUUACCCCAGCUUUGGAUUCGAAAUCCAUCUACCCGGCGUUGCCAGCUCACAAAACUUGGUUGGGUCACUUUCGUGUCAUUGACAUGGUAUGUCAUUGAGUGCAUGAUGGUAGAGCAGUACUGUCACCCCACAAUUUCGGAAACCUGCGAUGGAUAUUGUCUCAUGCCAGAUGCUCCUGAGUUUCCAUUUGUGACUGUCACAAUGCUGUGGCGUUGGUCUCAUUUAUCAGUCAUUCUAAUGCCCAUAUUCACUGCCGCCAUGGCUUUCUUCCGCUUGAUUGGAUUGUUGCUAGGGCUAUGGGAUGGCUACGCCGAUGAGCCAACGGAAAUAGGCAAUCUCGUGGGUGAAGUUCGCAUCAACGGAACCCCUGUGGCGUUUCCUUGGCUUUCAUCCCCGUCAGCUCAGGGUCUCCCACCCCCACAGCCGCCUGUCUGGACCCCACGCGAUGAACCGCCACCCAACCAACCGCCGCGCAACGAAGCCCCUGUCAAAUGGGAUGACGACCAACCUUCAAUGGAUGAUGAUGAAUUUAUUUAA
Penicillium angulare is the source of this 2451-nucleotide messenger RNA. RefSeq lists its product as uncharacterized. The record is from RefSeq and is a predicted model, not a curated record. The transcript has a single exon. Lineage: Eukaryota; Fungi; Ascomycota; Eurotiomycetes; Eurotiales; Aspergillaceae. The coding region runs from base 1 to 2451 and encodes 816 amino acids.